Messenger RNA from Moesziomyces aphidis, 684 nucleotides. Lineage: Eukaryota; Fungi; Basidiomycota; Ustilaginomycetes; Ustilaginales; Ustilaginaceae. The record is from the annotation of a GenBank genome assembly.
AUGAACACGACGGAAAACAUCUUGGACGAAAUCGCCGCAGCUGAAGCCGAGUGGGACACGAGCCCUUCCGCGCCUACUGAAGUCGCCUUCAACACCGACAACACGGACGCUUCGGACAUUAUCGCCAUGGACGAGGACAACGAGGAUCGAUCGGUUAACGGGAACGAGUGCCAUUCGGACCAGGUAGCGCUCGUCGGCCGAGACGGCACCGAGGUCUGGUGCUCCAGGACAAGGGUAUUCGAGCAAUCCGGUAAGCUUUCCGAGAUGAUCUCGGACCAACAGGACUCCGAAGCACGCAUUCAUCUGCCCGUAUCCUCCAGCGAAGCAAUCUUGCUCGCCAGGGGCAUCGACGCGGACAUUUCGGGCUGGGAGUCCUAUACUCUCGAGGAACUUGUCCGCGCCGCCAACCUCUUCUACAAUUACGACCUCCGACAAUGGCACGUUGGCUUGGAGUCCGCCAUUCUCGACUGUCUCCGCCGACCGGAGGACGACACGUUCGCCAAGCUCCGGGAUCAACGCUUCGCCGACAAACUCGCCAAGGAAGCGUCGAAAGGUCUGCACUGGGGCGGUUCAUCACUGCAUUCCGUUUCCAUGAUCAAUCUGAGUGAGUUCAUCACUGACACGGGGGCGCAUGUGCCUGCCUCGCAAGGUCUCGGUGUGAUGGCUGUGUCGCUAGCCACCUAA